UAUUUGCUGAUAACUCAAAACGUCCAAUGACACAUGAAGAUUAUGAGAAAAUGGAAUAUUCUCAAGCUGUUGUCAAAGAAUCUUUAAGAUAUCACACUAUAACACCAGCAUUGAUUCGCCAGACAACAUCAGAAAAUGCAGAAAUUAGUGGCUAUAAUUGGCCAGCUGGUACAUACACUCUUAUAAAUAUUAAUGGAUUGCAGAAAAACCCUGAUUUUUGGGAAGAUGCUGAUCAAUUCAAACCAGAACGGUUUCUAGAAUGUGAGGUAGACAAAAUAGGCAAAUAUACUUAUACACCUUUUGGUGGUGGUGUGCGCAUCUGUCCUGGUCGUCUCGUGGCAAGGAUUACAAUAGCUUCAGUUCUUAUUAAUUUAUUGAGAAAUUAUGAUAUUGAAUAUUAUGAGAAAGAAAAUCAACUCAAAUUUAUUGAUAGUUUCAUAGGUCUUGUAACUGAUUUUAAAGUUAUUCUUAAACCUAAAAAUUAA
Entrophospora candida is the source of this 485-nucleotide messenger RNA. Lineage: Eukaryota; Fungi; Glomeromycota; Glomeromycetes; Entrophosporales; Entrophosporaceae. The record is from the annotation of a GenBank genome assembly.